CCAGGACUUCACAAAGAUAGGUGAGCUCUUAGGAGCCAACACAUUUCUCCGUUUGUAAGCCACCCCUCGACUGCAGCCAGGAUGGCUCGGGAUAUGUCAGAUAAGGAAAUCCUGAAAAUGGAAUUGGACCAACUGAAGAAGGAAGUCGACACUCCUCGUACCGCAGUGGGAGCGAACUGUGCUGAGACCAUCGCUUACGUAGAGAGCCACAUCGCAGAGGACAUGCUGAUCAAAGGCGUUCCCGAUGAAAAGAACCCGUACAAGGGCGACAAGGGGGGCUGUAUAAUAACAUAGCACCCGCCGAGGAGGGGGGUGGUAGAACGCAACGCAAAGCAAACAAACAUCCGGCUAUGUUUUUUAUGAGGCUCAGGUUGAUUGCUGUAUGGAAACGUACGCAUACCGUAGUGGAGUUACCGUGGAGUGUGUAAAGAUGAGCAUCAGGUCACAGAUCUGUAUUGAUGUCACGGUCUUUCUAGCAGACUUGCAUUACCAUACGCCUGUUGAUAUGAAUACCAAUAUCCAUGUCGAUUUGUAAUUAAA
This is a messenger RNA of Gadus chalcogrammus (walleye pollock), 540 nucleotides long. It is a transcript of the gene gngt2b, whose product is annotated as guanine nucleotide binding protein (G protein), gamma transducing activity polypeptide 2b. The coding region runs from base 82 to 294 and encodes 70 amino acids. Gene Ontology annotation, biological process: G protein-coupled receptor signaling pathway. The record is from RefSeq and is a predicted model, not a curated record. The transcript has 3 exons. NCBI's taxonomy places the organism in Eukaryota, Metazoa, Chordata, Actinopteri, Gadiformes, Gadidae. Gene Ontology annotation, molecular function: G-protein beta-subunit binding. Gene Ontology annotation, cellular component: heterotrimeric G-protein complex.